Thamnophis sirtalis is the source of this 1863-nucleotide messenger RNA. It is a transcript of the gene PARD6B, whose product is annotated as par-6 family cell polarity regulator beta. NCBI's taxonomy places the organism in Eukaryota, Metazoa, Chordata, Lepidosauria, Squamata, Natricidae. Gene Ontology annotation, cellular component: cell cortex; apical plasma membrane; nucleus. Gene Ontology annotation, molecular function: protein binding. Gene Ontology annotation, biological process: centrosome cycle; regulation of cellular localization; establishment or maintenance of cell polarity. The record is from RefSeq and is a predicted model, not a curated record.
GCCACUAUGGAAGUAAAGAGCAAGUUUGGUGCAGAGUUCCGACGUUUUUCUCUGGAAAGAGCAAAGCCUGGCAGAUUUGACGAAUUCUAUGGAUUACUUCAGCAUGUUCACAAAAUACCCAAUGUUGAGGUCUUAGUUGGAUAUACAGACAUUCACGGAGAUCUCCUACCAAUUAAUAAUGAUGACAACUACCACAAAGCGGUCUCUACUGCUAAUCCUUUGCUUCGGAUUUUUAUUCAGAGAAAAGAAGAUGCAGACUACAGUGCCUUUGGGACAGAUACCAUGACAAGGAAGAAAAACGUCUUAUCCAAUGUGCUCCGUCCCGACAACCAUAGGAAAAAGCCACACAUUGUUAUUAGCUUGCCACAAGACUUCAGGCCAGUGUCUUCGAUUAUCGAUGUGGACAUACUUCCAGAAACUCAUCGCAGAGUGCGCCUUUAUAAAUACGGAACUGAGAAGCCUCUAGGAUUUUACAUACGCGAUGGCUCCAGUGUCAGAGUAACCCCGCACGGGCUAGAAAAAGUUCCCGGUAUAUUCAUAUCCAGGCUGGUUCCUGGAGGCCUGGCUCAAAGCACAGGUUUACUGGCUGUUAAUGAUGAAGUCCUAGAAGUGAACGGUAUAGAAGUUUCAGGAAAAAGCCUCGAUCAAGUUACAGAUAUGAUGAUUGCAAACAGUCGCAAUCUGAUCAUUACUGUGAGACCAGCAAACCAGAGGAACAACGUUGUUAGGAACAGUCGGACUUCUGGUAGCUCAGGACAGUCUACUGAUAACAGCCUUCCAAGUUACACUCCACAUAUUGUGCCACGCUACCAACCCGAGGAAGAAGACAGUGAUGAAGAUGAUAUAAUCAUCGAAGAUAAUGGGGAGCCACAGCAAAUUCCAAAAGCUGCUCCGUCCAGUGAAAGUCUGGAUUCACUGACACAAACUGAGACCCACCAUGAAUCCAUGCAGAACGGCUUCAUUUCUUCCAGGGAAGUCAAUCUGUACUGUUCCACAAGCAGCAUUAACAUGGAAUUUAAAAUUCAGGAUUCUGACCAAAAGACCUUUGAAGAAGAAGGAACAAUCAUCACAUUGUGAAAGUGUUUUCUUUGCUUUUUUUUCAAAUUACGAGGCCAAAAACUAUCUCUACUUGGCAGCACCUAUACAGUACAUACCUCUUCAUUAUUAUAUUUCAGUGGCUUUUUAUAUUAACAGAAUGGAGUUGUGAUUCACUUCAUUUGUUCCAUUUUGAUAUCUCGCUGAGUUGCUGUUAUUAUUAUUAUUAUUAUUAUUAUUGAAACAUGGGCUGGCUCUCAUCUUACAUUUUCAAGACGGAACAAUGACGCUACUGCUCAAAAUGGUGUAUUAUAAUGUCCUGUUUUCCAUUUGUAAGGGCCAGUUUUUGGUUCUUAUCAUAUUUUUGGUCUAUCUGCAUAUUUUUAUCUCAUUGCACACCUCUUGAAGUCAAAUGAGAUCCAGCCCCAAGAAUGCCUUAUUUUAACCUAAAAAUAUUAAUAAAACAAAGUAAUUAAACAUGAGAUACCACCAUUUUAACCAAUGUCCCAAUAUGUAUUAAUUAAAAAAUUAAGGAAUGAUUUAUAAUAGAUCAAGUUUCAGUUUUCAUAAAUCUUACUGCAACUGUUCACACAACUGUACUUUGGAUUUUACUAAUGGAAUGGUUAGUUGGGAGGUAUAAUUAUUGUUUUUAAUUAAUGAAUCUUUGACUGUAUUGUGAUUUAUUCCUGGCGCUGGAGGAAUAAAUUUCCAGUGGGUAAGGCAACUUAUUGAAAGCCAGUUGAAUUGUUACGCUAGGUCAGGGGUGUCAAACUCAUGGUGUCACAGCGGCAUCACAUGACGUAUCAGGACUUUCCCCCCUUCGCUAGG